Molecule: messenger RNA, 1845 nt
Organism: Nerophis lumbriciformis (worm pipefish)
Lineage: Eukaryota; Metazoa; Chordata; Actinopteri; Syngnathiformes; Syngnathidae
Source: RefSeq, a predicted model, not a curated record
AUUGGGACACUUACGCUGGCCAAAAGUAUUGGGACACUUAGGACUACAACUUGACAAAAGUAUUGGGACACUUAGGACUAGAACUGGACAAAAGUAUUGGGACACUUCGGACUAAACAUAGACAAAAGUAUUGGGACACUUAGGACUACCACUUGACAAAAGUAUUGGGACACUUACACUGGCCAAAAGUAUUGGGAUGCUUACACUGGACAAAAGUAUUGGGACACUUAGGACUACAACUGGACAAAAGUAUUGGGACACUUAGGACUACCACUGGACAGAAGUAUUGGGACACUUACACUGGCCAAAAGUAUUGGGACAUUUGGGACUACAACUUGACAAAAGUAUUGGGACACUUUGGACUACAACUGGACAAAAGUAUUGGAACACUUAGGACUACCACUGGACAAAAGUAUUGGGACACCUACACUGGCCAAAAGUAUUGGGACACUUAGGACUACAACUUGACAAAAGUAUUGGGACACUUAGGACUACCACUGGACACAAGUAUUGGGACACUUACACUGGACAAAAGUAUUGGGACACUUGGGACUAAAACUUGACAAAAGUAUUGGGACACUUAGGACUAGCACCUGCCAAAUACGCGGGCCCGACCAAUGCUGCUUGCAGCUUUAAUUUGUAAUGUUUUUGUAGUACAGAGCAAUAACCCACAGAUGCUUGCCUUUUUGGGAAAGAAUGUAUUACAGCCCAUAUGUGAACAAUUGACAAGCUCAAAGCAGACCACCUGCAAUAUUUAAUUCCUUGAACGUUCAACAGAAGCACAUCACCGGGGACAAUUUACUAGACUUAGACCACUUUGGUAGAUGAGCUUUUAAUCCAUUAAAAUGUUAUACAUGGGUGGGGGAGGGGUUUCACUGUGUGCCACACAUCUCCACCUCUGGUCAGCGAUUGUUUGGUGGGCACUGUCCAUGGUGCUUAAAUCAGUUUUGGCCAAUGUCCUUGUAAUAUAUCAUGGGUUAUUGCACAGUACCUGGGAACAUUACUGGUCCGUUUCCCGGGUGCCUGUUUACUGUCUUAGAAAAUGAAUAAGCCAAUGUUUUUGUUGCAAUUCACAAGUGGGCUAUAACAGGGAGAGUGAGUGCAUAAUAAAUCUGUGAUGCUCCAAAGUACACUUGGGCUUUUACGUUGCAGAGCACAUGCAGCGGGACAUGCUGCGCUGUGAAGACUAUAAUGAUGCAUCGGCGCAUCCGCAUCCUUCAAGAUGCGGAUUUGCAAUUUGCCGCGACGACCAGGAAUGCUGUCCCCGGGGAAACGCCACGGCCAGCGAGGGCACCUGUUGCAACCGCUUGGAGGAUAAGACGUACUACCACGUUGCCAUGGUGACUCGCAAACUUUCCGGUGUUCUGAUUAUGCUCCUUCUAUUUGCACUGGGAUACUUGGUGCAGCGAGUGUUGUGUUCCAGAUCCAGACAGCUCAACCCGGCGCACAGCGGCGACUCGGCUGUUGCAACCUCUCAGGAGCUGCUAGUGGGGAGCUCCACACCAGACAGCCUUCUGGACUGUGGAACCACGGCUCAACUUCCCACAUAUGAGCAGUGCAAACAUCUGCCAACAUAUGAGGAGACCGUACGGUAUGGACAGACCAAUUCCUCUUUUGGACAAACUACCUGAUAAGGAACACUUAUCUUUUUCCCCCCAAUCUAAGGAGACUUGUGACACUUGGAUGUAUUUAAAAGAAUUGUCUUGUCAGCAGGAGUAGUUUGGCAUCACUUCCUGAUGAGCUUGAUGCUGCAUAGGUAGCAAUCUGACUAUAAUGGCUCUGCUAAUGUUGAUGAAUAAUUUACAACACCUGACAGCAGAUCUGUAAUAAACUAUUGAUAACUUA